CUGGGAGGUUCUAGAGUACCCAUCUGUGUUUGGUUCAAAACAGAAUAAACACCACCUAACCUCCGAUUUUGGCCGAGCUAGACCCAGCCACAGCUCCGCCGUAGAUUUGUUUCAUUCCGCCGCUAAUCAAUGGCCGAUGACUUUGAAUUCGCCGAUAAAGUCCCUCCUUCAUUCGAUCGCGUGGGCAAUGUGAUUAAGGAUUCUGCUUCAAAAGGGUUCAACCCAGGAUUAAUUGUUCUCCUGGUUAUUGUUGGGUUGCUGUUGGUAUUCCUCGUUGGAAAUUAUGUACUCUACACAUAUGCACAGAAGACCCUCCCUCCUAGAAAAAAGAAGCCAAUCUCAAAGAAGAAGAUGAAAAAGGAUAGACUGAAGCAAGGCAUCUCUGCACCUGGAGAGUAGAAACUUUUUACUCUCUCUAUAUUAUGUGGUGUUAAAUUAUAAUGUUAGGAAAAUAUUUCUCAGUUCUUUGGUCUCUGGAGUUUUGUUAAAUUUAAUCUUUCUAUCUAAUAUGCUACUAAUUAAAAUCUUUGCCGCAUAAAUUAGUACUUUAGCAAUUACUUGGGACAAAGUAUUUCACGGUUAACUCACUUUGCAUGCCCACUGUCUAUUCUCCUUGGUUACUGUUAAUUCCAACGUGGUAAAUACUAAAUAGAAUUCAUGAAGUGGCAUACAUCCGAAUUGACGGAAGGGGUAUUAUUAUUGCUGUUAUUUGCUACGAAGGAGAUUCA
Gastrolobium bilobum is the source of this 728-nucleotide messenger RNA. RefSeq names its product DNA-binding protein S1FA-like. Gene Ontology annotation, cellular component: nucleus. Gene Ontology annotation, biological process: regulation of DNA-templated transcription. The transcript has 2 exons. The record is from RefSeq and is a predicted model, not a curated record. Gene Ontology annotation, molecular function: DNA binding. Lineage: Eukaryota; Viridiplantae; Streptophyta; Magnoliopsida; Fabales; Fabaceae. Bases 130 to 399 code for a protein of 89 amino acids.